Moesziomyces aphidis is the source of this 549-nucleotide messenger RNA. Lineage: Eukaryota; Fungi; Basidiomycota; Ustilaginomycetes; Ustilaginales; Ustilaginaceae. The record is from the annotation of a GenBank genome assembly.
AUGAGGCACCUCCAUAUCGGACCAACAUUGACAAUGAGGUUCAUGCUUGCCACUGGUGCGCUUUUUGCGCUUGCAUCGAUGCUGGUGUCUGCCGACGAUGCCAUGCCGCUUCCCAACUACACGCCCAGGGACGAGCCGAUCGCCAGCACGUUCUACUGGUUCUCGUCGGUCGAGGUGGGUGUGUGCUACAGUCCCGUUGCGCGCGUGGCAGGCAUCAAGGGCGCCAUCCACUGCACGCAUCAGGGCAACUACGAUGUGGACAACAACACCUGGACGCUGCCGCAGACGUGCGUCGCACUCAAGCCGCUGGGCAGCGAGCUGAGCACCGCCGUGCGCGACUCGUGCAAGAACGCAAAGGGCACCUUCAACGUGAUCAAGCCCGCCUCGGCCAACGCUGCAGGCACCCAGGCUGCCAACGCCAUCUCCAAGAACGGUGCCGGUGCAGGUGCCGGAGGUGAUGCUGGCGCCGACCCUUCCUCGGACGGCUCCGCCCCAGACUCGAACGACAAGGAGGACAAGGGCUUCCUCGGUAAUCUGCUUGGCUUUUAA